This is a messenger RNA of Plasmodium coatneyi, 2976 nucleotides long. RefSeq lists its product as uncharacterized. The transcript has 3 exons. Lineage: Eukaryota; Apicomplexa; Aconoidasida; Haemosporida; Plasmodiidae. The coding region runs from base 1 to 2976 and encodes 991 amino acids. The record is from RefSeq and is a predicted model, not a curated record.
AUGAGAAAGAAAAAAAGGAGCAGCGAGGGGAAGGUGUGGACGGAUGCACUGAACAACCUGGAGGAGGUGCAUCAGAACAAGUACAGCCUAACGAAGGACACACUUCACGAAAGAGCUCGACCCGAACCAGAAAUCAUAGAACACGUAUUAGAAGAACUAGAAAAUAAAAUAAGGUUCUAUUUUAAGCUAUACAAAAUAGAAAAAGAAAAAAGAACCGAUUGUGAGAAGAAAAAUUAUUAUUUGCAUGCACAGUUGAACGAGACUUACACGACAUUGCAGAAGAACAAACUCUACACGGAUAAGUUAGAAAGCAAGUUGGAAAACAUUAAAGAGAAUCAGAGCUCGUUAAUAGACACAGUUAGACGUAUUGAUCUUUUAUACAUACAGCUAGACACCCUGGUACAGUCGUUCUCUGGUGUUUGCACACAAGUAGCAGCGGAGGUCAAUGCCUACGGGAUCAACACGAACAGUAAGAGGAACACCAUCAAGACAUUACUGGAUUAUAUCUACCCAUGUAGAACUCUUGACCCUCGCAUUAAUUCACUCUACGGAGUGUUGUAUUAUGGAUCCAUUGGGUUACUGAAGGAUGGAAAAUUUAUCAGUCCUCCAGUUCCUCCUAUUCCUCCGGUGGUGCCGUCUGAAGGGGACGGCUGGCUACCCCCCUCGAGGUAUGCCCCCCACAAUGAGGUUGUCCCGACCGAUUCUCACCAAAGGAGCAGUCACUUGGAUGCUCAGACCCGGGGUGGAAGCAUCUCAGAUUCGAUGCAGCGAAGUGGAAGUGCCUUCAACAGGGAAAUCUCCAAGGAAAACUAUGCCGAUGACGCGCUCUUCUCCAGGUAUGUCCAGGAAGAACAAAGCAAACAGGUAAGAAGCGAGCAUGAUAUGAAUAGGCCAAGUUACAGCCAACUUAUCCCUCAGGACUUACAAGGAUUCUGUAUCAAAAUUGGAUUCCUAGAAAUUAGCUACAAGAAGGAAAACGCAAGAAUUAUCUGCGUCGUCCGAUACGACAGUGAGACGACUACCUCUGCAAUUCAGAACACGAAGAGAGUAACCAAACCAAGGGACAUGAAUGGACGUGGAAAUGGAGGCAAAUAUAUUUUUAACAUAGACUACACAAUAAAUUUAACUUCAUUGCCACAAAAAGACACAGGACACAUCCCCAGUUUUAUGAUAGAUGUACACGACGUGAAUGGGAAGGCACUCAUUGGCACAUCUAUGUGUUCUUUCAUUAGUGAGAAAACUCUAGUGAGAGACGCAUCAUGGGAUAUUUAUUCAAGGGUUGCAAAUUCCAAACCGGAGAUAAUAGGAAAAAUGCAUGUGUCUGUGUUUCCUUCUCCGGAGGAUUCGUUCCUUCCAGCUGAAAUGUUUAGGAAAGCCAGGCAGCAGUCGAUGGUGGAUGCUCCGUAUGGGGAAGGCAAUCCAAACGAUGCUCCCUCCGGGGAGGAUCGGAAGGUGGAGAGCAGCGCCAAAGUGACCUUUCAGAAGAGCGCCCUUCUGAGCAAGGUUAUCGAGGAAAGGGAUCCACCGUCACAGAUGCAUGUGAAGCCGCAGGAACAGCCUCCUGUGCAGUCGAAUGUGAAACCGCUGUCUGCUAAGAAUGCAGGAAAGGGGACGACCCUCCUUCAGAGGGGAAAUAAGGUCACCUUCAAGCCGUACACCCCGAAGAAUGGCGACUCGGCCCCCACGGCGGACGCCAACAAGUCCAGCUCCGAUGUGAAGGGAAGCACUCUCCAGAAGGAAGACUCCAAACGGAUCAGCCUCAAUCGAAAGAAUGAAGACAGUAACAACAAGAGCGUCACCCCGGUUGGCAGUCAGAAUAAUCAGGAGGGAGAAAAGAACAGCACCGUUUCCCUAGUUCAGAGUCGAAUAAAAAAUCUAGCGAAACGGUUCGAGUCUAAGAAUGGGGAGGAUGGCAGCAGUGCUUCCACAACCCCCGCUGAGGGGAGUGUCAGCAAGCUGGGAGGUCCUUUGAAGAAAGGUCUACCUGUCUCGAGCAGUAAGGGAGCUAGUGUCCCCGAGGCGAAAAAGGGGGAACCACAGGGAGAGCAAAAGGCCCAACAAACGGUCAAACAAACGGUCGAACAGACGGUCGAAAAAACGGCAGAGCAAGCAGCUGCCAAAACGACAGAACAAAAGGACGCGUUAGAGAAGGGUCCAGUCGGCUUGAAGAAGAUCUCCCCACUGGGGAAGGACGGAAUCAUGAAGAUUAAGUUGCCUUUGCCGGGAAAGAAAAAUUUCGCAAAGAAAGCGGACCCGGUAACCUCUGCAAAAGGUGACACAGCAGCACUAGCAAAAAAUGACCCAGUAACCUCUACAAAAAAUGACCCCUUAGACGCAGCAAAAAGUGACGCCGGACCCCCUGCAAAGAGCGACCCCACAGACGAAGCAAAAAAGGACAGCAACCUGAAGGACAACAACGUCGCCAGUAAGGCGAUAAAACCAGUUCUGAAAAUAAAAGUAGAACCCAAAAAAGAGAACCUAAACAAGCUGUUAAAAAAAAUGUCUCUGAAGAUACCCGUUGCAUCUAAAGAGCAAGAAGACAAAGGUUCUGAUGCUGCGAAGAAGGGCACCCCCAGUGAGAAGCAGACGGCGACAACCGCUCCAACUGCUCCAACUCCUACAACGGCUACAACUGCUGAUCCGCCCAAAGAAGAAUCCGAACUGACACAAACGGAAAAACGUUUGGAGAAAAAAUUAUCGAUUAAGAAUAAAGUUCUUUCCCUUUUGAAGAUAAAGCCAGUGGGGGCCCCUUCGGCAAUUUUGAAGAAGCCGGUUCCCAAGCCGGUGUCUGCUGCGCCAGCGGAGGUGGAAUCACAGUCCAGCACAGACGGACCCGAACUGAAGAACCUACUCGAAAAGGCGAAAAAAAACGCCAUCUUCAUCGACAAGAAUAAAGUCAACGUGAAAAUAAACAAGAAGGUUGAAGUGAAAAGGGAAAUAAAAAAGUUCGUGCCGAAGGUUAAGAACGUGGGCUGA